This is a messenger RNA of Brassica napus (rape), 2217 nucleotides long. RefSeq lists its product as uncharacterized. Bases 1 to 2217 code for a protein of 738 amino acids. The record is from RefSeq and is a predicted model, not a curated record. Lineage: Eukaryota; Viridiplantae; Streptophyta; Magnoliopsida; Brassicales; Brassicaceae. The transcript is spliced from 5 exons.
AUGGAUACGGCCAAUCCGCCGGGGAUUCUAAACCCUCUGGAGGAUAGAUCGGUAAUCAUGGGGGAAGAUAAGAAGGAAUCAACCGUGGAGAAACAAGAGAGGAGCUCGAUUUUGACGGAAGAGAAGAGCUGGGUUUCGGCGGCUCAGGAUAAGAAAAGUUUGAGGAAGUAUGAGGUAGAGAUAUCAACACAGGAUGGGAAGAACAAGGUGGUGAUACCAGAUGAGGUCCUUGCGAAUUCAACGCCGCUGUGGGAUGAUUUUAUCGUCGGGAAGUUUCUGGAUCUCGCUCCUCACAUGGCAAAGGUUCAUAUGGUGGUGAACAAGAUAUGGAAGUAUGGAGAGUUAGAAUCGAAGGUGGAUGUUUAUGAUGUAAAUGCGACAAUGAUGAGAUUUAGGAUCUCAAAUCCUAAAGCUCGCGAAAAGAUCCUAAAAAGGGGUAUGUGGAACAUUGCUGGAGUUCCCAUGGUGGUGACAAAGUGGACUCCAAAGACGGAGGAAGAGAAGCAGGAGGAGACUGCGAUUCCUAUGUUGAUUCAUUUGAGGAAGGUGCCAUUGCACAUGUAUUCUUGGCAAGGUCUUAGUUUCAUGACUAGCACCGUGGGGUUUCCUGAUCGACUGCAUCCUGAGACGAUUGCAUGUACUAAUCUUGAGGAAGCAAAAGUUUUUGUGAAUGUUGAUGUCUCUAAGCCUUUGCCCAAAGAAAUCGACUUCACUAAGGAGGGGAAGGAGUUCGCGGUGGAAUUUCACUACCCUUGGUUCCCAUCAAAAUGCAAUCUAUGGAGCAAGUGGGGUCAUACUGAGAAGGUAUGCGUUAUGAAUGGAAAAGAGAAGAGAAGAAAGGAAGCUCCACAAGAGCUAAGGGAUGCUAGUGGGGCUAAAACUGUCGCGCAACACUCUCCUAUUGAGGAAGGUAAACAGGAGAUAGUUCCCACUGUGAAGAGUCCCCAGAUAGUGGAAAAUGAUAAAUUGGAGGAAGAUGCAGUAAGUGUUCAGAAGGAAAGCAAAGUAUCAAACUGGUCAUUGGUCUCUCCAACGAAAGUAGGGAGGUCUCAAUCACCGCAGGGACACGCUCCUGAAGUACAGAUAUCUGCUUCAAAGUUCUCGGUACUCAGUGUGGAUGUAUCAGAAGAGGUAGAGGAAGGAGAAUUUUUAGUGGAGGAUCAGGAGGAUAAUGAGGAAGAGGAACUGGAGAUUAGUGAAAAGACAAAAGAUUUGGAAGAAGAUCAGAUAGAAGAUGACAUAUUAGCUCAACAAAGUAGAGGCAAGGAUAAGGUGGGUGCUCCGAGAGGGAGGAGAAGAGGUCAGAAGGCAAAAGCUCUGGAUGCAAAUCCAUUAAAGAUCAAGGAGUGGAUUCGAAACAAAGAUAUGAAGUUUGGUUGUCUGCUAGAAACAAGGAUUAAAGAAAGGAAUGCAGAGAGAAUUAUGAAGGAGGUAGAAGAAAGAAAAGAGCUGUGGGAGGAUCUUUGUAAUCACCAUAACUCUGCUAUGUUCAAAAAUAAGGAGUGGGUGAUAAUGAGAGAUUUCAAUAAGAUUUUGGAUGGUGAAAAGAAUUCGAGGUUUGAAAGGUUGAGAACACUGCCUAGAGGGUUUCUUCCAAUGGUGGAGGAGUAUUGGAAAACCACUAAGACUCUCUUUCAUUCCACUUCAGCAAUGUACAGAUUCUCUAAGAAGUUGAAGCAGCUGAAGCCGAUGAUCAGAGAAUUGGGUCGAAAUGGGUUGGGGAAUUUAACUAAAAGAACUAAGGAGGCAUAUGAGAAGCUUUGCGAUAAACAGAGGAGUACGCUUGCUAAUCCGGGUGAAGUAGCAACACAGAAAGAAGCUGAAGCCUACGAGAAGUGGCUGCAUGUAGCUAACCUUGAAGAGGACUUUCUAAAGCAGCCUGAGUAUCAAGGAGCUACGGAGGAUGAGCUAAAAGAUAACUUGGAUUUCAGAUGUAGUUUGGAGGAUUGUAGUAUGUUGGAGGCGGAAGUAACUAAGGAAGAGAUUCAUAAGGUUCUUUUUGCCAUGCCAGCUAGCAAAUCACCUGGUCCUGAUGGGUUUCCAUGCGAGUUCUUCAAAACUACAUGGUUUAUCAUUGGUCAUGACUUCACGGUAGCUAUUCAGUCGGUUUUCAAGUUUGGUUUUCUCCCUAAAGGGGUAAACUCCACGAUACUAGCUCUGAUCCCUAAGAAGACGGACUCUAUGGAGAUGAGGGAUUACAUGCCGAUUGUGCUGUAA